Microtus oregoni (creeping vole) is the source of this 719-nucleotide messenger RNA. RefSeq names its product StAR related lipid transfer domain containing 6 (gene Stard6). The transcript is spliced from 6 exons. Lineage: Eukaryota; Metazoa; Chordata; Mammalia; Rodentia; Cricetidae. The coding region runs from base 1 to 714 and encodes 237 amino acids. The record is from RefSeq and is a predicted model, not a curated record. Gene Ontology annotation, molecular function: lipid binding.
AUGGACUUUAAGGCAAUUGCCCAAAACUCUGCUGAAGAGGUUUUAGCUUACAAUCAAGAUAUAUCUGACUGGAAAGUGGUUAAAUCUUCAUUAAUUUAUUUCUGGAUUUUAUUCCCCUUUGAGAAAAAGGUAACUGUUUCCAGCAAGACCUCUAGAAAGUUCCUCGGAAAUCUAUAUCGUAUUGAAGGUGUAAUUCGAGAGUCAACAGCUAAGGUCUCCAAUUUCCUCUACCAACCUGAAAACAGAAUUACUUGGGAUAAAUCAUUGAAAGGAUACAAUGUGAUACACAAGAUUGAUUCGGACACAUUUAUAUGCCAUGCCAUGACACAAAGUUUUGCCAUGGGCUCAAUUUCCCCUAGAGACUUUGUCGACGUAGUCUGCAUCAAGCACUAUGAAGGGAAUAUCGACAUUAUCAGUACUAACAGUGUGGACUUCCCAGGAUAUCCUCCAUCUCCGCAUUAUAUCCGUGGUUAUAAUCAUCCUUCUGGCUAUGUGUGUUCACCUCUCAAAGAAAACCCAGCGUAUUCAAAGCUAGUGAUUUUUGUCCAGACAGAAAUGAGAGGAAAACUGCUUCCAUCGAUAAUUGAAAAAUCUAUGCCCUCCAACUUAGUGAGCUUCUUCCUCAAUGCAAAAGAUGGGAUAAAGGCACAUAAAGUUCCAUCCAUACGCGGACAUCACAAUGGGCACCCAUCAGUUACACCCAUCAGUAAAUAAAGCCA